Molecule: messenger RNA, 1290 nt
Organism: Malassezia restricta
Lineage: Eukaryota; Fungi; Basidiomycota; Malasseziomycetes; Malasseziales; Malasseziaceae
Product: DNA-directed RNA polymerase III subunit RPC6
Exons: 1
Coding region: 1-1290 (429 amino acids)
Biological process (GO): transcription by RNA polymerase III
Cellular component (GO): RNA polymerase III complex
Source: RefSeq, a predicted model, not a curated record
AUGCCACCGAAAGCAGCGGCCCCCGAGGCCCAGGGCCUGUCGCCACUAGAAAAGCAGAUUCACGGCGCAGCCCUCGCAGCGCCAGAGCACACACUCACAGGUGAUGAGCUGUCCGUGCAGUUUUCGAACGCGCCCAUUGAGGAACAGCUUCUUGCGAUCAACGGCCUCCUGAAAAAGAACCUGUUCACGGCGCAAAAGGGACCCCGCGGGAUCCAAUACGUCGCCGUCUCGCGAGGAGAGGCGAGCCUGCUGGGCAGCAUGGAUGCCAACGAGCUCAUUAUCUACAACCACAUCAAGGAAGCCAAAAAUGAAGGCAUAUGGACCAAGCUGAUCAAGGCGCGCACGAAUCUGCAUCAGACCGUCAUGACGCGCUGUCUCCGCCUGCUGGAGCAGAAGCAGCUCGUCAAGUCCGUCAAGUCCGUCAAGUUCCCUACGCGCAAAAUCUACAUGCUCUAUGAUCUCACACCGUCCAUCGAAUUGUCCGGCGGACCUUGGUACACCGACAAUGAAUUAGAUACCGGUUUCAUUCACGAACUGUCCAUGGCCUGCCUACGCUUCAUCCAGUCCAAAACAUGGCCCAAAGACGGCCGCUCUUCUGCCUUGUACCCUGCCUCACAUACCCACCAGUUCCCCACCGCCCAGCAGGUGCACCGCUACCUUCGGCAGGCCCGCCUCACCGAUACGGAACUCGAGCAGGAGCACGUCGUAGCUCUCCUUGAUCUGCUCAUCUACGACCAGCACAUCGAAAAGAUUCCCAUCUUGCCCAUGGCUUUCGCUAGCACGGAAGCAUCCGAUGACGACGAUCACGAUAACAACGACGACGACGAGGAGGAGGAGGAGGAGCCCAGGCCACGAAAAGUCCGGAUUCAAGACAUCGACUCGUCCGACUCAAGUAACGAAGAAGACAACACUCACACACGGCGGCGGAGCAAGUCAACCACUAGACGCCGCCGCGAAAAGGAAGACGAUGACUCAAGCGCGUCCGACGACGACCGCCGGCAUCGACGACCUGCCGCUCAGCCACGAUCGGUGGACAGUGAAAGCACCAUCGUUCCCUAUGUAUAUCGUGCUAUCAAGCCAUUGCUGGAGCCCCACAGCAGUCUCAUUUGCACCACUUUUGUGCCCCCGGCCACACCAACGUCCCAGUGCGAUCAGUGCUUAUCGCUCGAAUUCGAUGAUGGCGUCAUGUACGCUGAUCCAUUCACGUCCCUCAACGAAGAGGACGCGGACCAAAAAAACGCAGUAGACGAGACCCCGCAGCUUGGUUGGCUAGAAUCCAAUUUGAGUUGA